AUUGCAUGCAUUAACUGCAAGCUCCUCGUACGCACAGCACUUCAGCCUAGUCCCAACCAAAAUAACCAGCAACAUGAAGUUCACCAUUGCCACCGUUGCCUUCUCCGUCGCCUGCCUGCUGGCCACUGCCAUGGCUGCUCCUCCGGCCAGCCAGCAGGAGGCGCAGGUGCUGCGCUUCGACUCGGAUGUGCAGCCCGAGGGCUACAAGUUCGCCGUUGAGACAAGCGACGGCAAGUCGCACCAGGAAGAGGGCCAACUGAAGGACGUGGGCACCGAUCACGAGGCGAUUGUGGUGCGCGGCUCCUACUCCUAUGUUGGCGAUGAUGGACAGACCUACACCAUCAACUAUCUGGCCGAUGAGAACGGCUUCCAGCCAGAGGGCGCCCAUCUGCCCCGUGCCGUUCAGUAGAUUUCAUAUCCGUUUGGAGUUUCCUAGAGAUUCCAGAGUCCCAGCAUCAAUGUGUUAACUAUGUUUAAGUUUUCC
Molecule: messenger RNA, 484 nt
Organism: Drosophila subobscura
Lineage: Eukaryota; Metazoa; Arthropoda; Insecta; Diptera; Drosophilidae
Product: larval cuticle protein 65Ag1-like
Exons: 2
Coding region: 74-409 (111 amino acids)
Cellular component (GO): chitin-based extracellular matrix
Molecular function (GO): structural constituent of chitin-based larval cuticle
Source: RefSeq, a predicted model, not a curated record